AGGAGGCCCGUGCUGACGGCCCGCAACUUCACCAUGGCCUCGGCCGAGCUGGAUUACAGCAUCGAGAUCCCGGAUCAGCCCUGCUGGAGCCAGACAAGGAAGUGGUCAUUUUCCUUAUUGAACCCUCUGAGCCAGUACACCGUUGAGCCUUCUGCAGUCGUGAUCUUGCUGAGUUUUUUCCAGUGUUAGCCCCAUUUCACAGAUGGAGGAACUGGAAAGGGGAAGGGUGUCUCAUGUGCCUCAGGCUGACUUCGAACCUUGACUUCACUCUCUAACUGACGACAACCUUGAACUUCUGAUCCUCUCGUCGCCACCUCCGGGGAACUAGGACGAUCUAGAGAACAGCCAAGGUGGGAAGGAGGCCGGGAAGCAACAGCCUGUGGUGAUUCUCUUGGGCUGGGGUGGCUGCAGGGACAAGAACCUGGCCAAGUAUAGUGCCAUCUACCACAAAAGGGGCUGCAUUGUGAUCCGAUACACGGCCCCCUGGCACAUGGUCUUCUUCUCUGAGUCCUUGGGCAUCCCCUCGCUUCGUGUGGUGGCCCAGAAGCUGCUGGAGCUCCUCUUUGACUAUGAGAUUGAGCGGGAGCCUCUGCUUUUCCAUGUCUUCAGCAAUGCCGGCGUCAUGCUCUACCGCUACGUGCUGGAGCUCCUUCAGACCCAUCAGCGCUUCCGCCAUUUGCAUGUGGUGGGCACCGUCUUUGACAGUGGCCCUGGGGAUAGCAACCUGAUAGGAGCCCUGAGGGCUCUGGCAACCAUCCUGGAGCGCCGACCUGCCGUGCUUCGCCUGUUGCUCCUGGCAGCAUUUGCCCUGGUGGUGGUCCUGUUCCACUUCCUGUUUGCUCCAUUCACUGCCCUCUUCCACACCCACUUCUACGACAGGCUGCAGGACUCAGGCUCCUGCUGGCCGGAGCUCUACCUCUACUCUAGAGCUGAUAAGGUGGUCUCAGCCAGGGAUGUGGAACGGAUGGUGGAGGAACGCCUGGCUCACCAGGUCUCAGUGCGCGGAGUGGACUUCGUGACGUCUGCGCAUGUCAGCCACCUCCGAGACUAUCCUACUUACUAUACAAGUCUGUGUGUUGACUUCAUGCAUAAUUGUGUCCAGUGCUGAGGCCCUGCUCCAGAAAUAAAUGCCAACACCUCCCUUCAACCUA
Molecule: messenger RNA, 1151 nt
Organism: Rattus rattus (black rat)
Lineage: Eukaryota; Metazoa; Chordata; Mammalia; Rodentia; Muridae
Gene: Tmem53
Product: transmembrane protein 53
Exons: 5
Coding region: 491-1108 (205 amino acids)
Source: RefSeq, a predicted model, not a curated record